Fraxinus pennsylvanica is the source of this 489-nucleotide messenger RNA. The record is from the annotation of a GenBank genome assembly. Lineage: Eukaryota; Viridiplantae; Streptophyta; Magnoliopsida; Lamiales; Oleaceae.
AUGCCACCCUGGCUGCUGCAUCUGAAAUCAAAGAUUGUGGAGCGAGUCGUGAAUGCCCAAAUUGCCAUUAUCGAAUUGAUAAUAGUGAUACAAGCUCUGAUUGUUCUUGGUGCUGAAGAAGCUAAUUGCAAGGGUCCCUAUUUGUUCAUAGCUCCCAAUGUCAUCUCCUCAGAAGACAAUGAGCAUACUAUUGAAGAAGAUGAGGGCCUUAUAACUAAAGAAGAGAGAGAAGAACUGCCCGCUUUACAAAAUGAAAUUGAUCUAUCUGUUGAGGAGCUACUUAAACACUAUGCUGCAGAGGAAGUUAUCAAAGAAAAUAGACCAGAGAAUAUUGUACCUCGAGCAAUUGAGGUAAAGGAAGAUAAUGUCGAUUUACCUGGAGCAAAUGAGUCUAGACAAGAGAAUGGUGAUUUACCUGGAGCUACUGAGGCAAGAGAAGACAAAGAUCACUCACCUGGAGCAACUGAAUCAAGAGAUGAUAAUGGUUAG